This is a messenger RNA of Candida tropicalis MYA-3404, 1314 nucleotides long. RefSeq names its product aspartate transaminase (gene AAT1). Gene Ontology annotation, molecular function: pyridoxal phosphate binding; L-aspartate:2-oxoglutarate transaminase activity. Bases 1 to 1314 code for a protein of 437 amino acids. Gene Ontology annotation, biological process: biosynthetic process; L-aspartate catabolic process. The transcript has a single exon. The record is from RefSeq and is a predicted model, not a curated record. Gene Ontology annotation, cellular component: mitochondrion. NCBI's taxonomy places the organism in Eukaryota, Fungi, Ascomycota, Pichiomycetes, Serinales, Debaryomycetaceae.
AUGUACAGAUCUCAAUUGAUUAAAUCUACUACUAGACAAUCCCAAUAUACCCUUAGAUUCUUAUCUUCCACUACUCAAUUGUCCAAGUGGAACGAUAUUCCUUUGGCCCCUCCUGAUAAAAUCUUGGGUAUCACCGAAGCUUUCAUCAACGAUUCAAACCCAAAGAAAAUCAACUUGGGUGUUGGUGCUUAUAGAGAUAAUUCCGGUAAACCAAUCAUUUUCCCAUCAGUUAAAAAAGCUGAAGAAAUCUUGUUGAGUAAAGAAACCGAAAAGGAAUACACUCCAAUUAUCGGUUCUAAAAAUUUCCAAUCUAUUGUCAAAAAUUUCAUUUUCAACAACUCUGGGAAAGACGCAAAUGGUAAACAAUUGAUUGAUGAUGGUAGAAUUGUCACUUCUCAAACCAUCUCUGGUACUGGUUCUUUAAGAGUUAUUGCUGAUUUCUUGAACAGAUUCUAUUCUUCCAAAAAAAUCUUGGUUCCAAAACCAACUUGGGCUAAUCAUGUUGCUGUUUUCAAAGAUGCUGGUUUAGAACCUGAAUUUUAUGCUUAUUACGAAACUUCUAAAAAUGAUUUGGAUUUCGACAACUUGAAACAAUCUUUAACCAAUGCUCCAAAUGAAUCAAUUGUUUUGCUUCAUGCUUGUUGUCACAACCCAACCGGUAUGGAUUUGACUUCUGAACAAUGGGAUGAAGUUUUACAAAUCGUCCAAGAUAAAAAAUUAUUCCCAUUAGUUGAUAUGGCCUAUCAAGGUUUUGCUAGUGGUAAACCAUUUGAAGAUAUUGGCAUGAUUAGAAAAUUGACUCAAUUGGCUAAUGAAAACAAAAUCCCAUCAUUUGCUUUAUGUCAAUCAUUUGCUAAAAACAUGGGUCUUUAUGGUGAAAGAACUGGUUCUAUUUCUAUUAUUACUCCAUCAAGUGAAUCUUCAAAAGCUGUUGAAUCUCAAUUGAAAAAAUUGAUUAGACCAAUGUAUUCUUCUCCUCCAAUCCAUGGUUCUAAGAUUGUCGAAGUCAUCUUUGAUGAAUCCUCUGGUUUAUUACCUGAAUGGUUACAAGAAUUAGACAAUGUUGUUGGUAGAUUAAACACUGUCCGUUCUAAAUUAUAUGAAAAAUUGGACAAAUCAAACUACAACUGGGAUCAUUUGUUGAAACAAAGAGGUAUGUUUGUUUACACCGGUUUAUCUCCAGAACAAGUUAUUAGAUUAAGAAAUGAAUAUUCCGUAUAUGCUACUGAAGAUGGUAGAUUCAGUAUUUCUGGUAUUAAUGAUAAUAAUGUUGAUUAUUUGGCUAAUGCUAUUAAUGAAGUUAUCAAAAAAUAA